Molecule: messenger RNA, 4340 nt
Organism: Nasonia vitripennis (jewel wasp)
Lineage: Eukaryota; Metazoa; Arthropoda; Insecta; Hymenoptera; Pteromalidae
Product: COPII coat assembly protein SEC16
Exons: 5
Coding region: 229-1116 (295 amino acids)
Source: RefSeq, a predicted model, not a curated record
CAAAUGCUGCGGCAGUCGGCUUCUGGCGCUUCGGACCGUAGGAUGUCGCGCGACGAGUCCUCGCUCUUGUUGUUGUUGUUCCCUUCCCACACAGCCACGAGCUGAGCUUUCUGUCGUGUGCUUUCUUUUUUUUACUCGAAAGCCGAGCGGUUCGUUGUAUACGUUUCGAGGAGAGGAAGAAAAUCGCCGGAGUGAGGUUCGAUUGCUCGAGAGCAAUCACGAGAGGACAUGAGGUCGGCUUUGGCAGUGUGUUUGCUCUGCUGCGUCGGCUGCGCGGUGUCAGCGCCGAAUCGAAGGGGUGCCAAUGAGAUCCUCAUCGGCGAGGUGGACAUCGCGAUGCACGACGGCGAGGAUGACAGCGGGGGCGGUGGGAUGGUGGCCGGGGACGACGACAGCCCCGAAACCAGCACUGAACAACCUUUCGCCAAGAAGUGCAUCGUCGAUAACAAGGCCUACUCUCACAGUCAGAUGAUCCCCUGGACGGAUUCAAGCUCGCACUGCCUCUGCGUAGCCGGCGAGGUGUACUGCUGGUGGCAGAAGUACGUCGCCUCGAAAUCCCGAAGCUCCAACAACCCCAUUCCUCCAGAAGAGGAGGAGGACGAAGAAGACGAAGGAGAAGAAGACGUAGCAGAAGACGAAGAGGACGAGGAUGAUCCGUCGUCUUGGACGACGGAGGAGGAGAGCGACUACGCCGAGGGGCCAAGCGAAUCGCCAGAGGCCUCCGGGGAGUCGGCGCUGCUCGAAGCCUCCGGCGAACAGCAAGACGAUCACAGCAUCGCCGUCUCGAAGGAUGAAGCAUCAGCCCCGGAGACUUUGGAAAAUUCAACGAUGAGCAGUAGCAGCAGUACUACGACGACGGCGGCGACGACGACGACGGCACGGCCGACCGGAGCCCCAGCGACGUGCCUUGUCAUGGGGAGGAAGUACCAAGAGGGCGAGGUGCUGCCACACUCGACGGGCAACUGCGUCGAGUGCAGCUGUGGCUCCGAGGGCCGAAUCGAGUGCUCGCCGCGCGACUGCGUGGGUCUGAGGCCCCAAAGCGUCGAGGCCGCAGGUGCCGGAGAUUUUGAACUUUUCGACUUUGAACACGAGAGAGGCAUCGAGGAGAGCUUUUAAUUUUGUUGUUUGUUUUUCGCUGCUACAACAUGAUACUGAUCACUGGCCUGGCGAUGGGUUAUAUAAUGAUACGCGACAAUAAAGAAUUGGAAUUUCUUUCUUUUUUUUUUUUUUUUUUGGUUCGUGACGAGAGAAUUGGAUGUAUACUACUGAGUAUCGCUGUACAGUGCGAGAGCCACGAUUUCACGACUGGAAUUGUCGCAGUGUAUCGUCGCAUGAUUUCUGAAGCGUUUUGUUGCUUAAUGUUAAGUAUUAGUUUGACUAGAUAACACCAAUAUGUAUACGCUGCACUUGUGUACGAGUAUCAUUUUUCGUUUUUUCUAUAUGCGUAAGCAAAAAGUCUUACUUUUGAAGCAGUUUUAGAUUGAGUAUCAUCUCGUUCUCGAUAUGCAUUGAGCUGUAAAAGCCAAUAGGAUCGUUAGAGCACAAGCGAGUUUUAUGAAGAGUAAUAGACAGCGGAUGGUUUAUAAUUUUUACAGAAAACUAUAAAGUAAUGUACAAUUUAUAGGGAUUCAUAUAUUCGUACUUAACGUAUAGUCAGAAUAAAUAAUGAUAAUAUUUAUAUUUUCUCCAAAUACGACUAUCAGAUUAUUCAUAUGGCUCAUCAUCUCGGAGUUAAAAGCAAUUUUUUUAUUCGUUUUCUCUCAAUUCAUUGAUUGAUUUUAGUUCUCGAUGAAAAUUGAAAACACAAGUUCCAGCUUUGGUCUGACAAAUUAGUAAACGCAUUCUAUAUACUGUGGAUUUAUUUUUAAACAGGCAGCACUUUGUGUGUCGUGUAUUAGUGACUGAUGAAUAAAUAUUAAAAUCAAUAUGUAACCGAAAAUACUAUUUUUUACACACUCGAUUUAAUAUCAAUUAUAUAAUGGAAACGUUUGAGCAACACACGGCAUAUGUUAAUAGCACCUUAGUAUCGUGGACAUAAACCGUAGUAACUUAAAUAAAUUUAAGUUUACCAAAAAAAAAAAAAAAAAAUCAGCUUGAGAAAGUUAAAUGCCUAGCGGAUGCACCAAAAUUACUGAAUAAUCAAAAAUGUAGAUCGUUUAAUACUUACUUAUACAAAUCAAAUAAAAUGAAUUAAACGUGCACAGUUGAAGAAAUAAAAUUUCAAGAAAGAUAGUAAUAAGAAACAACUUUAUUGUCAAUGCGGCGCUUUCCCUCGUUCAGGAACGUGCCUUUUACAUCUUCCCCCUUUUUUAAUUUCUGAUACGAUGAAUUAAUCUCUUCCAUAUAUUAAUUAUAUAUUGUGAACAAAAGACGCACACUCAUAAUCAAAGCAUUUCGUAUAUGAUGAAAAUAUAAUAUGUAGUUUAGAUUUUUUAAGAGACAGCGCAGGUUCGCUUUUUAAACCUCACGUGCGCUCAUUAAGAUAAAAAUGAAGUAAUACCAUUUGAUUUUUAAAUAUUUAAUUUCUCUUUAUACCUUUAUUCAUGAGUGUAAAUUUCAUCAAUCAAAAGUUUCACUUAUGUUCAAUGGUUCCAUCUAAAAUAAUUGGAUAUUAAUCACAUAUCAACCCUCGUGAGAUUUUCUAAGCGAAAUUUCUCGAUUCCACAUAUCUGAAGUUCAAACAGUAAUAUUUAAAAAAGCGCGCGUUUUCAUGUAUUUCCAAACUAAUUAUCGCGAAGUGAUACUAGAAUCUCAUUCUAGGCGUCGUGUACAUUUGGCGUUCAGUACACGUUAACCGAGUAGCAUUUCGUAUGUAUGAUUAUAAGUACGAGAAAAAAAAAUAUAGAAAACGCAUAAAAUAAAUCCGUUUGCAUCCCAGAGUUUCGAAAACAUUAUUGUAAAAAUAUAUUUUUCCUUUGAUAUAAUAACCAUUAUGCAAUUUCGAGAGCUUAAACGAGUCUUAAGCAAGGAAAACUCACAAGUUCACGUCACGGGAUACAAUAAUCAAGGAGACGAGGUGCAAGAAAUAUGCGGAAAGUGAUUUCAAAAAUUUGCCACGCGAAUCUCUGAUUUUCGAAUGAUAUUGCAGUACACGGAAUGUCAUUGUACAAGAGACUUUUUUCAAAGUUAUAUAAUCACCUUAUUAAUUUUUCCAUUAUAGAUAUAUUAUAAACUAAUUUGUGCAUCAAUAAACUACAUAUGUAAACACAAAUAAUAAUACUCCGAAGUUGCUAUUUUACUCAUAAACUGUACUAAUUCGUUUAUUAUUAUUUUGUACGAAUGUAUAUUAUGUAUGUUCAAAAUGUUGAAUCAUUAUUUUCACAAAUGACUAUAAUCUGAUUUUACCUAUUUACAAAAUGAUUAAUAAAACGUGCUUCAUGACAAAACAAUGAAAACAAUAUAGAAAACGUAAUUUCGAAACAGUUUUAUUAUAUAAAUAAUAAUCUUCCGAGCCCGUUUCAUAUUGAUCAAACGACUCUUCCAAAAUUCAAAAGGUUAUCCUAGUAUACCUAAUAUACUCGAAGGCACACAAUACCCAUAUAUUAUCUAUUAUACUAUACAUAUUAUAUAAUAAUGUAAAAGACGUAAUAAAUGGAACCAAAACGCUAAACAAUACAUAUGCGAAUGCAAACUCAAUAUAAAGUACAUAUGUAUAAUCUAAUGUAAUGCAAUCAUAGACAUUUUAAUUAGUUCAAUAUUUAUAAGUAUGUAUCUAUACGAAAAAGUUAUUUACAACAUUUCCAACUAUACAUAAUCCGUAAUACUAAUGUAAAAAAACUGACUUCAGAUACCUAUAUAUAUAUAUAUUUUCUAUUAGUUUAGAAAACUAUAUAGGUUCCCUUUGCAUACAUUUUAAAACUCAUUACUUAUUAAUCUAAUUGAAAAGUUAUAUCAUAAACAGUUCAAUUUUGACAAACUCUGAUAUUAAUAUACGCAAAAAAUUUGCAUUUCAAACGUACCAGAAGAUACAACCGACCGAUUGUUAUUGUGAGACGCGCACAUCAUAAAUAAGCGAUAAUAUAUAACGACGAGAAAAAUUGUUUGUAUCAUAAAUUAUUACAUAUAGGCAGACUAGACUAGACUCCAUUGUGAUAAAUAAAUAAAGAAAAAAAAACCCAGCGAAUGUUUUGUCUAAGAAUUUGCAGUUCCGAGUAAUAAUAGUUUCGAUCAUUCCUUUGACGUUUCUAGCGAAAAUACGAUGAAUUCAAUGGAGCCUGUGGCAAAGGGAAAUAAAUACAAAAAAAAAAGAACGGAAGUUUGUAGAGGACGGACGAUGUGAGUCACCAAGACCUGUAUAAGAAUUGUAUUGAAAAAAAUAAAAAUAUAGCUUCACCAAACUA